Malus domestica (apple) is the source of this 561-nucleotide messenger RNA. Its product is annotated as agamous-like MADS-box protein AGL21. Gene Ontology annotation, biological process: positive regulation of transcription by RNA polymerase II. The record is from RefSeq and is a predicted model, not a curated record. NCBI's taxonomy places the organism in Eukaryota, Viridiplantae, Streptophyta, Magnoliopsida, Rosales, Rosaceae. Gene Ontology annotation, molecular function: protein dimerization activity; DNA-binding transcription factor activity, RNA polymerase II-specific; RNA polymerase II cis-regulatory region sequence-specific DNA binding. Gene Ontology annotation, cellular component: nucleus.
AUGGGUAGGGGGAAGAUUGUGAUUCUGAGGAUCGAAAAUUCGACGAGCAGGCAAGUGACUUUCUCAAAGCGUAGGAAGGGUUUGAUUAAGAAAGCAAAAGAGCUGGCGAUUUUGUGCGAUGCAGAAGUUGGACUUGUGAUCUUCUCAAGCACCGGAAAGCUUUAUGAAUUUGCAAGCAACAGCAUGAAGUCGGUGAUAGAGAGAUACAAUAGAUCAAAGGAGGAACAUCAGCAACUUCUUUACCCAGCUUCAGAAGUGAAGUUUUGGCAAAGCGAGGUAGCCAACUUAAGGCAACAACUACAGAACUUGAAAGAAAAUCAUCGGCAAUUCAUGGGAGAACAACUUUGUGGUUUAAGUGUCAAAGAACUACAAGGUCUAGAAAGUCAAUUGGAAAUGAGUCUGCAGGGAACUCGAACGAAAAAGGAACAAAUAUUAACUUAUGAAAUAGAAGAGAAAAAUCAAAAGCGUAAUGUCAUCCAUCAACAAAAUAUGGAACUGUACAAGAAGGUGAAUCUCUUUUGCCAAAAAAAAAAAUUGAAAUUACUCAAGAAGGUAUUCUGA